AUGAAGACUGACGACCGGGAUAUUCCCGAUAUCCCACACAUUGACCAGCUUGAGAAUGCACAACCUGCCCCUAUAAUCAUCCCAGCCGAGAUUGUGGACAAGAUCCAUAAUGGUGACGAUGCACUACAAUUCCUUCAAGAAGCUCAUGAGCCUUACUCUCAAGAGGAGGAAAGACGUCUUCUUCGCAAGGUUGACAUUCGAAUGCUGACGCUCAUGCUUUUCGUUAACGGAUUUCAAUUUAUUGACAAGAAUACUAUUUCAUACGCUGGAACUUAUGGCCUAGCUACCGAAGCUCAUUUGGUGGGCCAGCAAUACAGUUUACUCACAACUAUAUUUUAUAUUGGAUAUUUGGCUGCACAAUGGCCAGCCAAUUGGCUGAUGCAGAAACUGCCAAUUGCUAAAGUUUUAACUGUCGCAUUUGUUUUCUGGGGUAUCACCCUGACAUGUACCGGAGCCUGCACAACAUUCCGCUCUCUAGCUACCGUCCGCUUGCUCCUCGGAAUAUUUGAAUCGGCCUUGAACCCUGGUUUUGUCCUGAUCACAGCAUCCUGGUGGAAGCGUGAGGAGCAGCCAUUCCGUGUUGGAAUAUGGUACAGUGCCAAUGGCUUCAUUGGUGCUCCGUCAGGUGCAAUCUUCUACGGCAUUGCCCAUCUUCACGCGCGUGGUCUGUUUGCUUACCAGUGGAUGUUCAUCAUCUUUGGAGCCGCAACAUGCUGUUUCGGCAUCUCUCUCUGGUGGCUCCUCCCUGACAGCCCAAUGACCGCUAGUUUCCUGACAGAGCGGGAGCGAUUCAUUGCCGUGGACCGCCUCAAGAGCAAUAAGACCGGUGUGAAGAACAGCAACGUGAAGACGGCGCAGUAUAAGGAACUUCUCUUUGAUCUCCGUGUUUGGAUGCUGGUUCUCGCAAUUUUCUGUCACAACAUGACCAACAGUCUUCAAACUACCUUCACGGGACUCAUCAUCAAGGGCUUCGGAUACAACACCUACCAAGCCGUCUUGCUGAACAUUCCAGGAUCAAUCAUCAUGGCCGUCACCAUGAUCCUUGUGAGUGGAUUCCUCUCCACAAGGUGGGGUAAGGAUAGGAGAAUCUUUUGCAUUAUGUCCUGCUACAUUCCUGGAGUCAUCGCUGCGGCCAUCUUAUACUCCAGCCCGAUUGAGGCAUCGACAAAGCACUUGCAUCUCUUUGCUAUGUUUAUCAUCCCUAUGGUUGCCAGCGCCGGCGGUAUCAUGUACUCUCUGCUAGCGAGUAAUAUUGCUGGUUAUUCGAAGAAAGUUAUGGCUGGUGCCUUAUUCUUCUCGUCUAACUGUAUUGCCAACAUUAUUUCGCCGCAGACUUUUAUCACCAAAGAAGCACCCAAGUACACCACCGGAAUGGCCACUUCGCUGGCCAUGUUCGCUUUCAACUUUUGCCUCUUUGGCGUUCUGUACUUGAUGUACACCCGAGAGAAUAAGAGGCGGGAGCUCGAGGAUGUUGGCGAGAUGACCGAGGAGAUGGAGUUGGCGAAUGCCUUUGCAGACUUGACAGACCGACAGAAUAUCUCAUUCAGAUAUGCCCGGUAA
Penicillium odoratum is the source of this 1560-nucleotide messenger RNA. RefSeq lists its product as uncharacterized. Gene Ontology annotation, cellular component: plasma membrane. Gene Ontology annotation, molecular function: dipeptide transmembrane transporter activity; allantoate transmembrane transporter activity. Gene Ontology annotation, biological process: allantoate transport; dipeptide transport; tripeptide transport. The coding region runs from base 1 to 1560 and encodes 519 amino acids. The transcript has 4 exons. The record is from RefSeq and is a predicted model, not a curated record. NCBI's taxonomy places the organism in Eukaryota, Fungi, Ascomycota, Eurotiomycetes, Eurotiales, Aspergillaceae.